Schistosoma haematobium is the source of this 10105-nucleotide messenger RNA. It is a transcript of the gene HTATIP2, whose product is annotated as Oxidoreductase htatip2. The record is from RefSeq and is a predicted model, not a curated record. The transcript has 3 exons. Gene Ontology annotation, biological process: import into nucleus. Bases 3573 to 4310 code for a protein of 245 amino acids. Lineage: Eukaryota; Metazoa; Platyhelminthes; Trematoda; Strigeidida; Schistosomatidae. Gene Ontology annotation, cellular component: cytoplasm.
CUUUAGCUAAACAAAGAACGAAGUCAGUGUAUAUGCGUCUCAACCGAAUGCCUGGUUCCGUAAUUUGUACCUUGUUUUUAUUUUUUUAUUAAGCGGUGCUUUAAUUCGUCGGAGUUUAUGAAAACUUAAGUUCUGGAUGCGGUUUAUUCAAAUACUGUACGUUAUGUAUAAUUGUCGACAAAUUUCCCCCAAAUACACGACGUAAGGGGGAAAAAGCGACAUUUUCCCUAAAUAACCGACGUAAAGGCGAAAAAGCGACAUUUCCCUUUAUUUACGCUUUCGUCCGCUUUAUUUCCCCUUUUUCGGUUGUCUGGGGAAUUACUUUGAUUUGUCACAUUAGUUUGCAAUUGGUCAGGUAUUUCAACUUAAGUUACAAUGCCCAAACAGAGCUUAUCUGGGAAAUAAAGGCGAAUGCCCGUAAAACUUAGUGUGAACUUACGCUGAAUUGCACCAGGAUAUUUCCAUUUGCAUGUGCUCUAUGGGAAUAGACGUUUGGUCUGAAUAUCUUAAAGCGCGCUUUAAGAUAUAUGUCGCGAGAUAUAUCAAAACUCAAAACUUUACUUUUACCCAAAUCUACUCUAAAUAAUCCACCUUCUGACUACCUAAUGCCUUGAACAUCAAUCACUUACCUAGGGAAGCCGAAUUCGCACGCCUUUGGCCUUAUGAUGAAGAACGGUUCAUGAAAUUUGUUUACAGGAAUUAUAAACACAGUCCACAUAAAUAUCAUCAACAUUGGAGUGCCAGUCACACGUUCUGAGUAACAGGUAUGUUUAUCAUCGAUUAAUAUCUGGAAAAAUCUAGCAGUUUAUAAGGGUUCUUAAAUAAGUUCGUUUCUUAUUGUGAACCAGUUUCGGUUUGGAAGGGACAGGAGGCUUGAUGGCCUGUGUUAGUCCUGGCAAUGAUGGUCUUUCAGUUGAUCCGACUUUCUUCUGAAAGAGUCGACGGAUGGAUCCUCAACCACGUGCUGAGGUAAUGAAUCCCACUCGUUGAUGAUUCGAUGGGAAAUUCAAUAGUCAGCUGACAAGUAAUUUUUCCUGGGCUUGUGAACUUUUCUGGAGUGUCCUCGUAAAUUCUCUGUUUGGGAUGACAAGAAAAAUGGAGGCACAUCAGGUGCGAAUUUAUCACUUAGCGAUUUGAAAACUGUAAUAAAGCAGCCUUUAGUUCUCCAAUAUGACAACAGGGAUCGGUUUAGCUUGGCCAGUCAAGCAUCAUACGGGAGCUUCGCUAUUCCGGGGAUCAGCUUAGUUGCUGUUCUCUGAAUCUUUUCCAAAAGUUCAAUGUCUUUUUUUAAGCAGGGGCUAGCCGCUUGUAUGUAGUACUCAAGUUUAGGACUCACAAACACUGUGUACAAAGUCAGAAACGUUUUAGCGCCGACAUGACUAAAGGCCCUACGUAUUGACCAUAAAGUUCUAAAACCUUUGGUGGCUAUUGCACGACAGUGUGCAGUAGUCUUUAAGUCUUGGUUGACGAGUCAUUUUGUCUGGACAACAGGUAGCUCAGUGUUAUUCAUCGUGUAUGUAUCUGUACCUUGAUGGCCGAUAUGCAUCACAAUACACUUUGAAGUAUUAUUCGGCAACUGCCAGGUUUGAGACCACUCAGAUAAUUUCUCCAGGUUAUUUUGGAGUUCUAAGCUAUCACUCUUACUUCGUAUCGCUCUCCAUAUCUUGACAUCGUCAGCGUAUAUCGACUGAUGAUUAUAGUAGACGAGGAAGGUCAUUUAUAUAUACAAGGAAUAACACUGGAUACUAAUUUAUACGAACUUCUAACACCUCCUCAUUUGUCUCCUUACAUCACGUACAGGCGUGAAUAUCGAAGUGUGUGUAUAGCAUAAUUUGUUUUCAAAAAUUAAUCAUCACAGUAUAGACGAUUACAGAGAGAUAUAGUGAGCUUACUCUCCCUACCCUCGACUGUACUAAGGCAUUUCGGACUAUUGAGUAGUUUUAAAAAUAGAUCUUGCAUAACAAACCUGCCAGAUAUUUUAAAAGACCUCAUACAUCCUUACAGCUAGAACCGGGGCCGCGAACUCUAGUUUCGGAAUAAUAACUUUGCUGAUUAGGCUACUCUAGAUCCACAGUAGAGCAGCACGCACCGUGUAGGUUGUCGCUGUGGACUCGUGCGUUACUGGUCAAGGGUAAAUCCAUCGCAUCUUCAUUCACACCUUCCGCUUUGACACUGUAUUUUGAAUCUGUUUGGAGAAGUAGUGCUUGGUUUACCUAUGUGUCAGAAGUGUACUGUGAACUCGCGACAAUGUAGAACCAGAGUUCAUCAUCACUAUAGCUUAUUACCACCUUGGAUUACCAAUCAAUCUACUUAGGUACGUUGAGCUAGGGUUAUCCAAUGUACAAAUGAAUGUUAAUGGUUUAUCAAUAGCAAUUUGAAUGAACAGUUAGGCUCAAUUGUUCCUUGAGGGAUUGAUGAUACCUUCAUGACCGGUGUUUAUAGUGUUUAUAAUAAUCCUUCAAACUUCAGUCAGAUAAUUUCAUUUACGAUUUCCAAAUAUAUACAAUAGGGAAACCUUGAGCUUUAUGGUCAAACGUCUAACGGUUAUGUUUCUGUCGAGUCAGUCACCGUCAUACUUGACUCGCCGGCUUAUUCUGAAGUUUGAGUUAACUGUUAGUUAUGGUAGGUGUGUAGUUAGGGGACGUCGUCUUAACGGUAUGAUGGCAAAUGUAUUUUGUGGGGUGAUUAAGGUUUUUACCUAAAGAGUCAAGCUAUUCAUCAUCAUUGAGAAUCUGACUUUUGGAUAUUAAACAUUAACAUAGUGUCUGAUUUCCCUUUGGACACUGUAUUUGAUUUACUAAGGCCUCGCCAAAUAUGAGAUUUCUUUGUGAAUAGGAAUAUAGGUAAAACUGUUAUUGCUACCAUUAAUAAAUCCGUCCUUCAAUAGUGUACCUGGUGGCACCGGAUUAUUAUCUCAGUUUUCUUCCCCUAUCAACUGGAGGUAUUGAAAACUGAAAACAUGUCGUCAGCAAGAAGAUAUGGAGAACAGACUUGUAAAACUAUGGGUUUCUUCUAUAAUUAAGUUAUGAGACCAGAAUUACCUACUAGUUAUGCUUUACUUGGAAGUUAAUUCGUGAAUUCUCGUCACACACUUCUUGAGAGCUAAUGAUUCUACCCGGUCGCUCAAUACGAUGCUUGUUGAGCAGCGUUCAACCUCAGGACUUAGUGUUCGGAUGCUGAACCCUUUAUCUAUAAAGCUGAUACUGAUUAACGAAUAUUUAUACUAUACUCUUCGUCCUUUAUGACUGUUUGAUUAAGGAAACGUAUAGCUGCUCUCAAUAUCCAAGCUAAUAGAAAUCUUAUAUGUUAAUAGCAUAUCUUGCGAAAUCGUAUGAGUGAUGUUUUUUGUUUGUAAAAUAAAUCUACCCACAAACAAAUGUUCAAUCUAUUUCUAUAUUAUUGUUUGUUGUUUUAUAUUUUAUUCUACAACUCAGUAUCUGAUGUUCUUCAGUACAUUAGUUAAUUGUGUAUUAAGAUUGUACUAUCAUCACUUGUUCUUAAUCACUCAACUGUACUAAUAUUGGUCGAAGACCUUGGAAACCCCUUGCUGUUAGAAUAAUAUACCAAAAUAUAUGGCUAAUUUGCGAGCUUUUAUUGUUGGUAGUACUGGCGAAACAGGAAAAGCGUUAAUCAAAGCCUUAGCUAAAGAUACAAGAUACAGUUCUAUCAAAUUAAUUCAAAGGCGUAAAACAGAUGUUGAUUAUGGUUUUGAAAACAAAGAUUCUGAAAAUCGUUUCACUCAGAUUAUUAUAGAUUUCGACCAUUUAGAUGACUAUCAAGAAGUAUUUCAAGAUACUGAUGUGGGUUUUUGUGCCCUUGGGACAACCUUAAAAAAAUCAGGAAAGGAAAAAAUGAGGAUAAUAGACCAUGACUAUGUAAUUCAUAUUGCAAAGUUAAGUUCUGCAGCUGGCUGUAAAGAAUUUCAUCUUGUCAGUUCAAAAGCAGCAAAUAAAACAAGUAUCUUUUUUUAUCUUCAACUUAAAGGUGAAACAGAAUCAGAUUUAAUAUCACUUAAUUUAUUUCCUAAAUGUCUUGCAAUUUAUCGUCCAGCUACUUUAUUAUGUUCACGUGUUGAAUCACGACUAGCGGAAAGAGCUUUUCAAAAUUUAUUGAAACCUUUCGCAUAUCUUGCACCUACAUUAUUAACAACACCAAUUGAUAUCCUUGCAAAGGCUAUGGCUAAUGCUCCAUUUAGUUCAAAAUUAAAAACUGAUUUAUCUGUACAGCAAGAAAAAUCAUUACCUAAAAAUGUGUAUAUCUUUGAAAAUUCUGAUAUUUUCUUACUUGCAUCAGACAACAAAGAUAUAUAAUUAUUCCAUUGAGAUUGUGCUUUAACUUUGAGAGAGGUUAAUCAAACGUUUGGAAUAUGAAUCGAACCGUAGAAUACAACGCUUUUAUUGUAUGCCUCUCUUACAGUGUUUCCGCUGUAGCGUGUUCCUCAUAGCGUUUUUAUGUUUAUUUUUUACGACUUGGUUUCUUUCAAGUUUACCACCUUCUCUAUAUCAACAAAGACAUUGUGUCUUGAGAUCUGGGUCAUGGUUUCUCACAGCAUUUUACUACUGCUUACGGUUUCACUGAUAUACAGAACAAUUGACACAGCUUGGAUCGAUCACAAGAUCUGCAAAUGAUUUGAAUCAGUUGUUAUUUCUCUAUGCAUAAGAUAUUCGAACUUAAUUUAUGGAUUAGCUAUUGUGGAAUUUCAUCUGAUCGGGAUUUCAUGUCUUCAAAACAGCGUCGGUUCACUACAUUAUCUGUUCAGUAAAUCUAGAUAAAAUAAUUGUUUUGUCCACUCCAUGUCUAGUUAUAUUUAUAUGUUUGCGUGUAUUUGUUAAAGUUAUGACCAUAAAAGGGCAAAUAGAGAUGUUUCUUUUAAAGUAUCUCAAUGUAGCUACAAUCCUGUAUAAACAACUAGUUUUGUUUAUUCCGGUAAGAAUAAAUGUCAGUAGUAAUUGGCUAUUCAUUCGUUUUUCAUUGUAGUUUUAAACGUUGUGCUUAUCAGAAUAUUUGUCUUUCGACUACAAUCAACUUCACUAAUGCACAUGUCUUAUUCUGAGGUUUUUACACUAAUUCUAUUAAUUAACCCAACUUUGGACUCAAUCCUUCUGCGAAAAAUAUAAUACAAUAACGACUUGUGAACUGAGAAGUAGUUAUUUCCUGAGCAACUUAUAUUCUCCCUGCGCUUGAUCCUCUCAUUUAUGUAAACAGGGCACAAAUGACAGUUUUUGUUGAGCGCUGUGCAGGCACUACACAUCGUACUGUAGUUAAAUAUUAUUACGAAAGCAUGUCAUAAGGCUUUACCAUAUGACGGUACCACCUCAUUGACUGAACAAGACAUUCUUAGUAUAGGGUCGUGGAGGUUUUUGAGUAUCAUUGAAAUCAUAAACUAAUCAAUGCUAGACCACCAUUGAGAGCCUUGAAGCACUAGACGGCCGUUUCGUCAUAGUAUGGGGCUCGUCAGCAGUGAGUAUCCACGACCUCUAUGGAGAACUCGAACCCAGCGCGAACAGUUAACUUCCUGACCACCGAGCAUGCAUCCAACGAAAAUAAUGGAAGAUGGUCUCGCAGUGUCAUGGAUUACUUGAAAUUAAACAUUAGCAGAAAGCUCGACUGACUUUCGUCAACUCGCAUAACUUGUGGGAUAGGACGAGUUUACUCCACAGCGUUACGUACAAUCAGUAUUAAACAUAUUAAUAUUUUCCCUCCCUCUAAGUAAAGUAGUCUAAUAGAUGUUUGUUUACUACGGUAAUUAACUUAACUAAUCGUUUGCCUGAUACAGAAUAUUGCCGUCCAUAUUAUUGAUAAUCAGUAAUACAUCUUUAUUAAUUUACCUAAAUAACACUUUCAUUUCUAUCAUAAUGUUGACAGUAAUAUAAGUACCUAGUUACGGGACAACUUAGAAUUUCUAUCGUUAAAAAAUGUUUGCUGUUAAUUUGCCAAUUAAUGUUUUGUAUUUUAGGUGUAAAUCAUAGCAUUCACAAUGUCCCGAACAUGAAGUUUUGAGUGUCAUGUAGACAUUCUGCCCCUGUUAGAUGUAAAUAAAAUGUUGCAUUAUUAGUAAAUGCAUGGCAAAUUAUCGAACUCAUUUUAGGAUACAUUUUUGUGUAAUUACCAUGUAUUUACUGGUAAUUUUCACAUUCAUUGUAGUUUCUCCCAAUUUGUUGUUCGGUAAGGUAAAUGAAAAGAAUACGUCACAAAUGAAUCGUUUUAUAUAUAUUAUCACUAACAAUUCACCCAAAAAGUACAAUAUCUAAUCAUAAAACAUUUUUUUAAAAGAUUCGAGUGCCUUCAAACGACAAGGUACUUUGGAAUAUAAGUAUGAAACAAUUAGUACGCAUGCUACAAGAUACCAAAUUGGAAAACUGGAUUCAAUAAGUUUUAAUGAUGGUUUUAUUAAGUAUAAAGCAUAAAAUGAAAAGGAUCAUGUAGCUUAUUCUUAUAGGUAACAAAUUGUUAUUGUACUGAUGUGGUUCAUUUUUGGAAACAGUUGAUUUAAAUCACCGAUUCUUCAUAAUUUUUAUUAUAAAGCAGGUUAAAGAAGAACAUAUACUGCUAAAAUAGAACUUGAUCGAUACUAAACAAUCAAUGCAAAGGAUAAAACAAACAUUUUGGUUCACUUCACAAUAAGCAAUUAGUGUUAACGUCUCUAAAUUUAACACUGGGUAACCCAAAUCCAAAUGCAAUAAAGAGCAUCAGUACCCCCAAGAUCGUAGAUAUGUUCUGUUUGAAAAGAGCCACGUGGGACCUGGUUGAGCAGAACAUCCUGGUGAUUUCCCCAAUCACUUGACAUGUGACUUUGGAGCUGAAUCAAACAGAAAGUAAACCAACAGGUCCAUCUUGAAGCAUACGAUGAGAAACGUAUUCAUUCAUAAAGAAAUAAUACUCCUCACCAAUGAUAAUUGUUAAUAAAAGUUAUAUAACCUCUCAAAAUGGUUUUAUUCAAGUUGUUUUAAAAUGAAGGAUUAUAAAGUCUAGUUAUAGUUAUAAUAGUCUAUCCGCCCACUUGUUUAAUAAAAAAUUCAUUUGCUUUUAAGAAAUUUUAUCUCAUUUUGGUGUAAACUAUAGAAAUUCAAUGUGGGAAGUUUUUCAUCCCUAAUGCAGCUGUUUUGUAUGUGACUAGGACAACAGUUAUUUAAAACUCUGUCAGCUUGAACUUUGAUCGCAAAUCUCCCAUUUAGAGUCUACAUAAUCCAUGAAAUCAUUCGACACAGUAUGUAUAUGUGUAUAUGUCAGUUUGACUGAACGCAUGUCUUCAUCUUAACACACAGUAAUUUUACUCACGUAUUAGCGCCCGUAAAAUACGCAUACAUUCUUCGCUUUCCGGUAUGCUUAUCCAUCGUAUGCAUGUGGGUUUAAUUAAUUAUUAAGAAUACACUCUCCCAACAUAACUGGUAUUCUGGUUUUUGAAUAUCCUGAAGUGAAUUCAUAGCAAUAUAAAAAGAACUAGUCUGCUAAGAAAAACAGUUAACAAUUCAUUACGUUUAGAAGUCAAAGUCAGCGAAUAACCUCUAAAGGGUAUCCUAGGUUCAGUAAUUACCAGCGUUCUGUUAAUGCAAGCAAACAAGAGUUCGGUUGCUGUUACAAUGAACUGAAGAAUUAGUCACUUAAAACCACCUAAUGGUUUAACUGAGGUAAUAAUUUUACAACAAACAAAAUGACUACAGUACUGUUAUAGUAAGCCAAGCGGGUCAUCCAGAUCCAUAUACUAAGACUUCAAUCAACAGGGAUUUUACAAGCUGUAUAUGGUUGGUUAACUCUAGAUAGAGAAAGUGUAAUUUUCAAAAAUCCGACAUUCAAUCGCAAAAACAUAAGAAUCAGUCUAUGAGAAGCUGGGAGUACACCGUCUGAAAUAUAGUUUUCAGAAAUCUUUAAUAUUUCUUAAAAAUAUAUAUCAUUUAUCUACCAAUAAUGAUCUCUUUAAAAGAGAUUAUAGAACUGGGUUCAUGUUUUGGUAUGAGCACCAGCAGGUAUAUCCGGCUUGCAAAUCGAUUAAUUGCUAGAAGGGUUCUCGGCCUCCUGACUUCCGAAGAAUCUCGCCUUUCAUCAUGGGGCAUCAUUAUCCUUCUAAAUGAAUAUUUGUCAACUCCCAGGGAAGAGUUUAAAUGGUUUAAAUUAUUUUUUUCUGGCUAGCGUUUUUGGAACAAGGUUUUUGUCUACGGGGUGAGCUUGCUGACCCCAUGCCCAACUCUCUUCCUUUACCUGGUCUUAAGAUCAGCAGUAACCCUAGAAGGGCUGCAGGCGUAGUUAAUGACAAUUUACUCAAUAGUAACCGUUUUUGAUUAUAGAACAGAUCAGAAGUGUCAUUUUAUUAUUGUUAUGACAGUAGAAACAAGAAAAAGAUAUUUAGAAAUAGAUUUUAAUAUUGGAACGAAAUUUUCUUCCUCUAGUCAAAUGCUACAACAUUUUUUGAAUUCAUAUUGUCAAAUUUGCAUAUGAAAAGUGUAUAUACAUAACCUCCAUGACAACGAAUCACGUAUUUUAAUGUAAAAAGUGAGUUCGACAAGUUCUAGGAUACUGAAAGUUUAUUCUUAGUAGCGUUCACAUAAAGGAUCAAUUAAAGCUGGAAUCCAUUCAAAGACAAUAUACAUUUCUUAUUCUUGGGACUAAUUGUAACUUAAAUUGUAAGUUCAGAUGCAAUUAACUUGAACUGGAAAGGGAGGCUCAAACUAAAUCUAAUCUUUUUAUUCAAAAUACUUUAUAAGCUACCUUUUAUAUCCAAUAAAGCAAUUCAGUACGAAGAAACUCCUAGUUACGGCAUCCGUAACUCUUUGUCACUGGUGGAAUAAUCUCAUUCUAAAUCUUUUCUCCAUAUGAAUUAUUUUACCAGUAAAUUUUCCAGACUGGGAUAAUUUACCAUAAUCUGUCUAUGAAAUGAACUCCUAUUCUUCGGUUCGGGCAGUAUCAUAGUCCAUGCAAAAUUCAAGUGACUUGUGUGACGCAUAUGUAUUCGGCGCCCCUUUGUACCAAUAUCUGUGUUCAAAUAAAUGAAUCGAUGUUUACUUGUCCCAUGAAAAUGUCCUAAAUGUGCUUACACUCGUAAGUAUAUCCCAUUCGACAAGUGAAAUCAUAGGAACUCUAAAUGUUUAAUUGUUUUUAUUACUGACCCCACUAAGUAAACCUACCUACCUGCUGUCACUUUACUGGCAACCUUGACCAAUUUGAAUAAUAUCUAACACAAACAGUAUAUCAUAAAGUAGCCCAGGAUAUGUAUUAUGGUAGAUCUGGCUAACCUAUCAUAGUAAUUAUUGCUUUUGUUGUUCUGUGCCCUCUGUUUCCGUUUUAUUUUCUCGUUAUAUAUGAUUAGAAUCGAUUCGCUAUGGCGCAGGAAGUGACCUGAAAUCCACCGAUCACACAUCAACAGGAUGUUCACUUAAAGAGAAUUAAAAGUUCCGGGCUGAUAUCUUUCAUUGCUGCAAUACAUGUGAAAAAUACACUAAAAAAAUUUUGAACUAGAACACUUAAAACAAUCUAAUGUCACAUAUCUGUUCUCUUCAUUUAAUAUUACUAGCCAUAUCAAGUUGAUCAUGACUGUAAACUGGCAUGAAUUCUGUAAUUACUAUUUUCAGAAUAUAUUACAUGAAUAUUAAAUAGUUCUGAUUGACCUACUAGUUCUUUAUAAAUGAAUUAUUGAAUCUGUUAUGUCUUUAUGCCUGAUUAAUUAUAUCACGUGAUACGGCCAUCAAUUAGACACCGCACUCGGGAAUCGAACCCAGCACCUAUGGUCUCGCGUGCGGAUGCUUAACCUCUAGACCACUGAGCUUACAUCUAGUGUUCCCAGGUUUUCAAUGGUCGUUUAAAAUUGAUCAUUUCAUGAUUCCAAUGAAGCUUAACAAUUUCCAUAGCCCUCUAUUGACAAUUAUCAUGUGAUCACUUGUGACUAGUUUCAAGCAUUAGUUCCUGGAUUCCUAGUGAGUAGCCUUGAUGAAUGGCGUUUGACCAUGUCAAGCGUAAAGACAAUGAAAGGUAAUCGCCCAAUACUGUGAAUCGAUUGAAGUUAGAAAUUAACACUUCUGGAUACCGGCUCAGUGAAUAACAUCUACUUGAUAAAAAGUAACCAACAUCCAUAUUAUUAAGAUUAUGGCUCAACACAAUUGUAUCUUUACAGAAU